This is a messenger RNA of Anguilla rostrata (American eel), 3563 nucleotides long. RefSeq names its product ADP-ribosylation factor-like 10 (gene arl10). The transcript has 4 exons. Lineage: Eukaryota; Metazoa; Chordata; Actinopteri; Anguilliformes; Anguillidae. The coding region runs from base 1502 to 2056 and encodes 184 amino acids. The record is from RefSeq and is a predicted model, not a curated record. Gene Ontology annotation, molecular function: GTP binding; GTPase activity.
UGCCGUCACUGAAUUGAUGCACACUCGCAGCAAAUCCACUAUGUCAACGUUUUAGUGCCAAAUAUGCCGUCGGAGACAGUUUCAGGAAGACAUAUGUUUGUGUUCAAGCCAACGUUUGUGUCUGACGCAGAUUUCUUUAGAUUUUUUAGAUUCAAUAGUUGUUCUUGAUCUUGUGUGAAGGUAAGACCGAAAAACAGGCUAGCUUUUUGCUUGGUCACAAUUUACACCGUAGAAUAUUUUUUUAAAUGAACUACAGUAUACUUUGUUGGACAAAAGCAGGAGUCCUGCAAGCACUUUUGUAACGGUAAAUUUAUGUUCACAAAAUUGUCACAAGACCAUCGCUGAAAUGAAAGUGAAAUGGUAUGGAAGCAACAGUGGAUAAGAUAUUCAUUUAGGCUGGAUGUGUUUUUAUUUCGUAACAAACAAGUGGUAACGGCUAAACGUGGAGGCAUUCUCUUUCUGCUUCUGUUUUCUGGUCGUGUUAGAUUAGAUAGCAGGAAAUGCUGAUCAACACGAAAAAAGUAGGCUUUCGUCAUUUUGCAAUUCACAUGAGGAUGUGGCAUGCGAGUAUACACCUAAAAAAACGUUCGCUCAAAAUGGAGACCCAGAUAAAUUGUUGUUCUUUCAAAAUGGUAUAGUCAUUAAAUGAUUUCACAGAGGUUCUCUAAACGUACAUUAAAUUCCGUGAGAAUAGUUUUUUUAAAAACAGAAUCAAUAGACAGACCAGACUAAUGAGCAAAUUCCAGCAUAUCUAUAUUUCAAUCCUACCAUGCACUUAAAUGGCAGUUAAAUAUAGCAGUAUUCUUUCAAAAAAUAUCACAAGUAAUCCAGACAGCACAGCCUUCAUCAGUCUUUUUUCAUCAGGCCUUCUUGACUUAUUAUCAAACAGCAAAAAAAGAAAAAAUCAUAAUUUAAGGGGCCGAGUUAAGAUCUGAAACACAUGACUUCCACAGAAUUUAUGGAAAUGAAUUCCUUGAACAGUGGCAGCUUCUUCCAGCAGCAUAUGGACUAAUGCAUUAAUCUGAUGUGUCCCUGUGUGCGUGUGCAUUUAAUUUGGAGAAUUAAAAAAACUCAUUUACCCAAGAGCACCAAAUAAACAGUAAUCCCAGAAUACAACUUCUAAGCAUAUAGUUUUCUCCCUUUUAUUUUGAGGGAACACGGCGUGCCAAAAUCAAACUGUUUGCCGGGACACUUUCACCCCAUGCCCCCCCCCCCAACCCUCCCCCCCUCCCUCCUCCCCUGAAGGACUCCACUUUAAGGACAGGCUUUAUUUCCAGGGGGAAUUUCCUUAUUACUAAAGUUUUAGUGCUGGUUUAUCAUCAACCUAGACAGUUUUUGUCUGGCAGGAUAUUUUAAGUGUUCAGCAAUGUUUCUCUGAAGACCUACCAGCUUUACAAUAGCAGGUAUAUCGCAUUUAGGGGUUAAGCUUUACAAUAGCAUAGUGCUGGGCAGGAGGCGAUGUUGGCGGACGGUUUGGUGUGUGUGUGUUGGGCAGGAGGCGAUGUUAGCGGACGGUUCACUGUGCAUGUUUUGGCAGGAGGACGAGGAGCGCAGGGAGAAGCAGGUUCUGGUGCUGGGUCUGGACGGCGCGGGGAAGAGCAGCAUGCUGCAGGGCCUGACAGGAAGUGGAACCCGGCGGCGGUGCCGGCCGACCCGCGGCUUUAACUUCAUGAGCCUGAACACGCCGGCCUGCCAGCUGGACUUCCUGGAGAUUGGAGGUGGCGAGGACCUGCGCAGGUACUGGGCGGAGUACCUGAGGAGGACGCACGUCCUGGUGUACGUGGUGGACUCCUCCGACAGGCGGCGCCUCCCGCUGGCCAAGGACGAGCUCCAUCGCCUCCUCCGGGCCGAAGGGCAGCUGCCUGUGCUCGUCCUGGGAAACAAGCAGGACAAGCCCGACGCGGUGAGCGUGCCGGAGCUCCGUGAGGCCCUCUCCCUGGGGGGGGUCGGGGGCGAGAGGAGGCUGUACCUGAUGGGGGCUCAGCUGGGCGCUGACGGGUUCCACGCCCCCUGCAGCCUGCAGGCCGUCCAGGACCUGCUCCUGCAGCUGGUGUGAGAGCCAACGCAGGACGAGAGGAAGAGAAGCGAGGGGAGAAGAUAAGCGAUUAGGAAGAGCCCCAGGGCCCCCCAUGCAGUCCGGGGUUUGGGGGAGGGGCGUUUAAAUCCUCACGACUGAGGAUUGUAGAUGAGCGUAGAUGAGUGACCUCCCUCUGCAGGACACUUAAAACUGGAACUACAAGGCCGGCCGAUGGCAGGCUCAAACUGGAGGAAGGUUUCGCGUCAUUGUUUCCAGGAAUAACCAACAAAAACCUACGGCAUAAUAGCAACACAGGGACAAUAUUACGCAUUAUUUGAAGAGUAUACGCAUGCAAAAGAUUCGUUAUAUUGUAGCAUAGAUUUUUAAAGACAGAGCUUUUUUAAAUCUCUAAUUGAACCCUUUCAAUUUUAAGUUUUAAUUGUAAAUAAGACUCCAGUGAAAAUGUAGCAGUUUGACUGAAAGCAAAGCCAUUCCUUAAGAAUAGGUGUGCAUUACGAAUGUUCUGUGGAGAUGAAAAAGGAAAUAUAUGCUCAGACAUAAUUUAUUAAUCAGUGGUACGAUUUGCAGGGCAAUGAAUUGAUUAUUCAGAAAAUAUUUCUGACGUUUUUGUGCAAUAGAUGCAUUGGAACUCAAUAAUCAGUGUUUACUUGGCUAUGGUAUUGAAUGACCCGCCCUGAAAAAUAGAUUUUAGUGUUGUGUAACAUUAUCGGGAUGCGUAUUUUUGAGUGUUACUCAACACAAGUUUUCUUAUUUCUGUAUAAUUUACAAAGUGAUGUAUUUAGGACACUAACUAGAAUCACGCUACUCUUGAGUUAAGAAUUUAGUUGCCAAUUUGAAUUGAUAACUUAUUUCUAUACUGUGAUACUUGUGCCUCAGUGUCAAAGCAGAGAUGUGUAAUAUAUUAUAAGAAAACAUUUUGAAUGUCGAAAAUGUAGUUUUCCUAUUGAAAUGAAAAUAAAUAUAUGUACUACAUUUUAGUUUGUAAAAUGAAAAACAUGUAGUGUCUUAUAAAUGUAAUUCAAGAUGUAGAUUUUAUAUUAAUGACUGUGUAAAUUCCCGCCUUGUACAUACUUUAUGAUUGUUGAAUUGAGUAGUAAACUGAUUUAGCAGAGUGCCACGAUAGUUUAAUCCGUGUGAAUGUUCCUGUGAAAUACAGAUCUGUCGCUGUCUCUUAAACUGAAGUGCAGCGCUUUCAGAUUUUUGGUAUUUUGUGCUUUGAGUUUGUCACAUGCAGCCACUCUGCUGGAAUGAACUGAAAUGCUGUCAUGGUGACAGUUUGUGUCGCGUUGGUUUUAUUCUGCACAGCAUUACAGCAAAUGCCACAGAAAGCGGGAUACUGACCUUACAUUUUUUGUAGUCACAAAGGAAACACUGAUCAGACGACUGAUUGAUGGUGAAAAAUGUAUUUUAAAAUUAAAUGUCAGUAUUGUUGGUGUACAUGUGAAUUUCAUGUAAAUGUACUUUGAGCUUUGCAUCGAAAUUGUAUUCACAGAAGAAUAAAAACAAAACAAUACUCCUUUGAAAA